This is a messenger RNA of Morchella sextelata, 765 nucleotides long. RefSeq lists its product as uncharacterized. The record is from RefSeq and is a predicted model, not a curated record. The coding region runs from base 1 to 765 and encodes 254 amino acids. The transcript has 4 exons. NCBI's taxonomy places the organism in Eukaryota, Fungi, Ascomycota, Pezizomycetes, Pezizales, Morchellaceae.
AUGGCUGCCAGGUCAGAGCCAAAAGCACUUGCCGCAAUUCAAGAUAUCAAAUCCAAAGUCCCCAACGCAAAAGUCGAGUUCAUUGAGAUGGACCUCAGCUCUUUCUCUUCUGUCAAGAAGGGCGUCGACGACUUCCUUUGGGAAACAAAACUCCACGUCCUGCUCAACAACGCUGGCGUCUUUUGUCUCCCCUACUCCAAGACCGCUGAAGGUUUUGAGAUUCAAUUCGGCACAAACCACAUGGGUCACUUCCUCCUCACAAAGUUGCUCCUCCCCACGCUUAUCUCGACCGCAAAGGCCUGCGACCCCGGCACAGUGCGUAUCGUCAAUGUCUCCUCCCUCGCGCACAACCGAACUGAAACUAUCACCUUUGAUGACAUGCACGACGAGAAUGGGUCUAAACUUGCAAACAUACUGCACGCUAAAGCACUCUCAAAGAGAGUAAAGGAGCAUGGCAUCAUCACGAUGUCACUCAAUCCAGGGAUCAUCCACUCAGGACUGUGGGAGAAUAUGUCAGGGAUCACAUCACCAAUGUGGGAGAUUGCAAAGUACUGUUUCACAACGCCGGAGGUCGGAGCGUAUACCAAUAUUUUCUGUUCAGCGUCGCCAAAGGUAACGAUGGAGGAUACUGGGGAUUAUUAUGUCCCGGUGGGAGUCAAGGGUGCAGGAAAGAUGCAUAAACCGAGUGUGGCGGCGAGCGAUGACGAGCUGGCGGAGAAGCUGUGGGAGUGGUCUGAGACGGAGGUGGCGAAGCAUGGGUACUAG